AUGGAGGGUGUCAUUGAGCUUUUAAGAGCCAAGUCUAAGGACGGGGCUGGAAAGAGCAAGUGGAUCCCGUCCACUCAAGACAGAAAGUUGUUACAGGCUGAAGGGACAGAUGUGUGGGAAUUCAUUUUUGAUAUGCUUCAAGCAAAAAGGGUUUCUGAAGACAGUGUCUCAGAGAGAAAGGCCCAAGUUUCGUCGGAAAUAGAAUCGUUAAGAAAUGCUGUGGCACUACUUCAAUCUGACUUGAAGCAGUUUCAAGAAACAGCAUCAAAACUAGUUGAUAAAACUGAUAGUAUAGAACAGGAGAAAAGGCUCCUAUUGCAGAGGAGGGAGCUGCUGAGAGUUCACACUGAACAAGUACUUGAAAACUCUAGAGCUGUUGUUGAUUAUGCUAGACGUAUGGAAGAGAAAUGCAAAUAUUUUAGUUCUAAGGGUAAGAAAGGUGCUCAUCAAGCUGCUGCUACUGAUUCUAUUUAUAUGAAGAAGUUAAGGUCUGUCUUUAGUAAAGUGAUUUCAUUACUAGAAAUGUCUUCAAAUGCAUCACCAAGUGUUGAGGAUUUUAAAAGAGCUAAAGUCAGCACAAUGACAAGUAUUGAAUCUCUUUUGCUUGAAGUUCCAGUAGAAGGUAUAGUUAAUGAGAUAUCUCAACUGGCAGUAAAUGCUACACAGAGCAUUGUGAAAUUGGCUAGUGAUGUUCAUUCGAUAAAUGAUAUUCAUAAUCUGAAGUUUACAGUCAAAGAUGGUAUUCUUGAGGACGUUAACGGUGACUCAUCUGUUUUACAGUCAGUAGAAGAACACAUAUCAGAAGUUGAGUUACAGUACAUUUCAAUAUCUCAAAGUUGCCUUGGAUUCAGAAAGGAAGCCAACGAGGAGUCCCUCAAAUACGAGUCCCUCCUAACAGAAUGUGCUCAACUAAUCAACGAACGAAACACUGACGACUCAAAGAGACCCCUCAUAGAUCAGUGUCUCUGUUUAGAGAUUGACAUUGCUGUCUAUGAGUCAUCAAUAGAGACGAUAACUUCAGUAACACAAGAUCUUCUUGAGGCACAGUCUCAAAAUGAAACUAAUGCCACUCUAUUGAAAAGCAAAGCUGAUAGACUAGUAGAAAACGAUAUGCUAGUUGCUUCAAAAGAGGACACUAUUAGAAGAAUUGUUUCACAGAACUCUGCAGCCAAGACUGGCACUCAGAAGCAAAAGGCUGAGCACAGAGAAUACAUAGUGAAGAAAGUUUGCUCUAGUAGAAAUGAUAUUGAGGGAGUCCUGUCUUUCCUUAUGGCAGGAGAUGGAAGAGUCACAGAGAAAAUUCCUUUGUCAUUAUUAUCAAAAACAUUUAGGACUUGUGAUUGGAAGGUAGGACAGUUCCUGUCUCCUAAUAUUGUGAGAGACUUGAUGGUACAUUCAUAUCAAAUACCUUACCACGAGUUUAUAUGGAGAGUGUUCCUUUUCCUAACAAAAAUGAAAGAGCAGCAAGAGUUUGAACAUACUGAAUGUACUCAUGAUGAACACAAUUCAGAUGAUACUGUGCUGGCUUUAUCACAGGAGUGCUAUGAAAAGCAGGCCAAGCUGGUAACAAAGUUAUCUGGAAGUCUUUCAACAGUAUCUAAAUCUCUUGCCUGUGUACCUGAAACAGAACGUAUUCUUAAAGAAAUGUGGACUCAGCCAGCUCAGGACAUUAUCAGCUGGGCUACUGUUGAAGGAAUGACCAUGAAGGAGUGGCUAGGCCAAUGGAACCUUCUUAUGCAGAGACACAAUCAACUAAUGAAUCAUCCUUAGCAGUGAUUUUAACCAAGUAGUAAAAAAUACAUUAUUAUCCAUAUUCACACUUAUAAUGAUUGGUAAUUUUGGAGGAUAGGGUCUGUGACAAAUUUUUGUCAUUUUUCAACUUUUUAUACACACUUUA
Molecule: messenger RNA, 1897 nt
Organism: Amphimedon queenslandica
Lineage: Eukaryota; Metazoa; Porifera; Demospongiae; Haplosclerida; Niphatidae
Exons: 16
Coding region: 1-1770 (589 amino acids)
Biological process (GO): spindle assembly; centrosome cycle
Cellular component (GO): centrosome; HAUS complex
Source: RefSeq, a predicted model, not a curated record